CAAAACACCCUCCACCUAAGCACUGCUAUGUGGAGGUGAUUAACGACGACAUCGAUAAUGAUAGCAUCAUUUCCUCUCGCGAGGCUCCCCGAGGAGCUCAUAUCUGUUAUCGUCUCUCAUCUACCCACCAGCGCCGACCGUGUCCACCUCGCGCUUGCUUCGAAGCAGCUCCACCGGAUCGCAACCGAACAGCUGUACCGGCACAUAUCCUUUCGCCUCGGUAUUGAAUACAAAGACUAUGAAUUCCUAUACGCCUUCACCAUCUUGUUGCUCGAGCGCCCGCGGCUCGCCGCCCACGUACGCCACCUGACGAUCCGCGGCAAAUGGGCCGCGAGCUGGGAAGCCAGACAGGCCCGCGGGCUCGACGAACUCCACCCCGCGCUACGAUCCGCCAUCGACAGCUUGACGCAGGACAGAGAGAACAAGCCAGAAUGGGCAGACAAUAUCGUGGAGUGGGAGAGGGAGGAGGCGCUUGUGGCCGUGCUCGUCCACUCGCUGCCUAAUCUGAGGACGUGGGACACGAACAUACCAGAGCAGCCCGGAAUGCACUACCAAUGGCUCAUGGGGUGCGUCUCGGGUCAGGAACCGACUGCUCUUCAAAAGCUGCGCGAGCUCAUGCUGGUAAUCCCUGAUGGUGCGCCACGGGCCGAACCCGGAUCCUUCAAGCCCUAUUUUCAGCUGCCAGCGCUGAAGAGGGUCUUUCUCUGCGGUAUUGGCGCUGGCUCGGCGCGGAAUUGGAAUCGGGGCGCAGUAUCCGUAGCAGUCCAAGCCAAUCGCGCGUACUUGUCCAAAACCCUAGAGCGCAGGGCAUCCACAAACACCUUCCUGUCGCCGAUAGAACAUCUGGAGAUUCGCGAGGGAUCCUUCGACUUCGAGCUUAUAUGCGACCUUGUCACCUCCUGCAAGCAACUAAAAACGUUCGCAUACGAGACAAACAAGUACUCUCAAGGCCUCUAUACCUCGCUACUAUCGGCUUUAGCUAUCCAUGCUGGAACACUAGAGUCCCUAUGUCUUGGAUACCCGACUGUUGCCCCGCGCGAUUGCGAUGUCGAUGUCCCGCAUAUCCAACAAUUUCGACAGCUGCAGCAUCUUAAAGCGAGCAGCAGCUUCUUAUUUGCGGCCACGGCCUCAGAACAACGCAAUAAUGCUUACUCCGACAACCUGAAGCGGAAAAUACCCUCAGGCCUCAAGAAACUCACAAUCAUACAAGAAUACUGUAUGGAUGGAUGGACUUUCACAACUGCGAUACACGAUCUCCUGCUCGAUCAGCGCAAUAUAUGCCCCGAGCUGAAUGAGCUAUCCAUUUUCGCCAGCAGCGGGCUGAACACCUCGCAAGAGAUAUACAAAUACCUAUGGCAACCCUCAGUUGAGCAGCAGGUACGACUGCGAAUCUAUGUCCCGGACUCGACGCGUGGACCUCGGGUUGAGCGCCCCUGGGGCAUGGACGAUGACAUUCACUGGGCGGAUGUGGAUGGAUUGCCCCACGGGUGCAAUCGAUGGUUGCACAAUCUCGAAUACGUUCCUGCUGCGGAUGAUAUCGUACUGGUCAACUUCGAGCGAUUCCCCUUUGCUCAAGCAGUGGAACUGGUAGGACGGCAGCUGUAAAGAGCGGCCUGAACUUCUUCGGUACGUAUGGAAAUAAUCUCGACUGGAUGUAGCCUAGUUGAGAGAAUCAAAAGUCCUUCAAUGUCCAUUAACCCCAUUCAAUUCAUUCGCCCCAUUGAUUGCCCCCUCCUCCAUCAUCUUCUUCUGCCACGGUAACGG
This is a messenger RNA of Trematosphaeria pertusa, 1764 nucleotides long. RefSeq lists its product as uncharacterized. Bases 58 to 1605 code for a protein of 515 amino acids. NCBI's taxonomy places the organism in Eukaryota, Fungi, Ascomycota, Dothideomycetes, Pleosporales, Trematosphaeriaceae. The record is from RefSeq and is a predicted model, not a curated record. Gene Ontology annotation, molecular function: protein binding. The transcript has a single exon.